GUCAACAAUUUGCUAUAGUGCGAAAUUUCGUUUCUCCUUCCUAAAUUUCCACAAAAUUCAGGAAGACUAAUCCAUAUAAAAAUUAAAAAAAACGUAGUUCAAGUCUUCCACCUGACCAGAAGACAAUCUGAGGUGGUAUUGAAGAUUUAACUUAAUGGAUCCACAGAUUGUUGUAAACAUAAAUAACUUAAUCUCAGCAGAUAAUGGUCUGAAGCUUCUGAGAGAAUCAGCUGGAUCAGAGUCAUGUUGCAACGUGAGAAUCCCACAGAGCCUAGCUCGAAUCAACCUCAAAGCUUACGAACCCAAGAUUGUCUCCAUUGGUCCUUACCAUCACGGCAAAGACCAUCUCAAAAUGACUCAGCAGCACAAACGCCGCUUCUUGAAGUUUUUCGUGGCUAAAAUGGAAGAAAAGGGUAUUGAUCCUCAAGAAUUGAUCAAAGCUGUAUCAAGUUUGGAAGGAGUUAUAAGAGGUUCUUACUCCGAGGAUCUUGGUUUAGAUUCUCAAAAAUUGGUUGAGAUGAUGGUUCUUGAUGGUUGCUUUAUCCUCACGUUGUUCUUUGUUGUUUCCGGGAAAGUUGUUUACACCAAUCUUGAUGAUCCUAUUUUCAGAAUGCCAUGGAUUUUGCCAUCGAUUCGAGCCGAUCUUCUCCUUUUGGAAAACCAGGUUCCUUUUGUUCUUCUUCAAACUCUAUUCGAAACAUCGAAGUUAGUUACUUGUAGUGGUUUAAACGAAAUCGCCUUUGAAUUCUUUGACUACUCAUUACAAAGACCUGAGACGUUUUGGGCAAAACAUUAUGGUCUUGAAGCAAAACAUCUUCUUGAUUUGAUACGUAAGACUUUUGUUCCCGUUCCGUCUCAAAGAAGCAUCAAAGAUCAUAACUAUCUCACAAUCCUCUGUUGUUCCGAGGAGAAACGACGAAAAUCUAGCCGUAAAUCGUCAUUCAAUGAUCAUGAAUUUCUCGGAUUCGUUCUCUCAGCCAAGAAGCUUCAUCUUCGGGGAAUAAAAUUCAAGCGGAGGAAGAAUACAGACUCAAUCUUAGACAUAACGUACAGUAAUGGUGUGCUUCAUAUUCCUCCGGUAGUCAUGGAUGAUUUUACCGCCUCGGUCUUCUUAAACUGUGUUGCAUUUGAGCAAUUAUAUGCUGAUUCAUCGAACCACAUAACGAGCUACGUAGCUUUCAUGGCUUGUCUUAUAAACGAAGAGAGCGAUGCGGCGUUCCUUACUGAAAGAAGGAUCCUAGAAAACUAUUUUGGAACAGAGGAUGAAGUGUCCCGGUUUUAUAAACGCAUUGGUAAAGACAUUGCUCUCGACUUAGAGAAGAGUUACUUAGCAAAGGUGUUUGAAGGAGUUAACGAGUAUACUUCUAAAGGAUUUCAUGUUCACUGCGCAGAGUUUAUUCACACGCAUUUCGAUAGUCCAUGGACAUUUGCGUCGUCAUUUGCAGCGUUGUUGCUUCUUAUGUUUGCGGCUUUGCAAGUCUUCUUUGCAGCUUAUAGUUAUUUCUGUCCUCCGAAAGGAAAGUGAAAAAUGCUUUGUACACUUAAACUCAUUGAAUGAUUCUAUAAGUUAGUAAAUUAAGUGUUUUGAUUCUUGAAUCUAUAUUUUUUUUGCUA
Messenger RNA from Arabidopsis lyrata subsp. lyrata, 1614 nucleotides. RefSeq names its product UPF0481 protein At3g47200. The record is from RefSeq and is a predicted model, not a curated record. The coding region runs from base 155 to 1525 and encodes 456 amino acids. Lineage: Eukaryota; Viridiplantae; Streptophyta; Magnoliopsida; Brassicales; Brassicaceae. The transcript has a single exon.